AUGGACUUUACCAGCGCUAAUCACCUCACACCCACAGCCACCACCAUCAAAACCCCAGACACGGACACUGAGCCCCCAUCACCAUCAGAACCCAAAUCCAUUUCAAACAGGUCCUUAUCUUUCCCCAACGGCUCUCUCAAGCCUCACCAUCCCACAAUCCCGCCGCCGCAACCGCCACCAACAAUGGCUGUUGCCUACAAAGAGUGCCUCAAGAACCAUGCAGCUAGCUUGGGUGGCCAUGCUCUAGAUGGGUGUGGUGAGUUCAUGCCCAGCCCCUCUUCCAACCCCAUGGACCCCACCUCGCUCAAAUGCGCCGCUUGCGGCUGCCACCGGAACUUCCACCGCCGUGACCAGCACCGACCCAAAAAUGUUCUCAGCCACCACCGCCUCUUGCUGCCAGCGCCACCAACUCAUCACCACCACCACAGCUCCAGCCCAAGCCCAACCCAAAGCCCCGUUUCGAGCCAAGGCCCAACUUUGAGCCCACAGUCUCCUCCUCCCGUCUCGCACUUGCCACCCUCCUAUUUUGCUUCCCCACCCCAAAUGUUGCUGGCUCUCAGCAACGGCGUUUCUGGGCCGUCCGAUGCGCACCACCACGGUCUCCACCCAACGACUAUGAAAGCUGAGAAGUACACAAAUGAGAAAAAGAGAUCCAGGACCAAGUUCAGCCAGGAACAGAAGGAAAAGAUGAAUUUGUUUGCUGAGAAAGUAGGUUGGAGAAUGCAAAGGAGUGAUGAGAGGUUGGUGGAGGAGUUCUGCAAUGAGGUUGGGGUCCGUAGAGGGGUGUUCAAGGUUUGGAUGCACAAUAACAAGCACGGUCUGAAGAAGAGAUCAGAGAGAUCAAGUGAUGGCGGUGAGCGGAUGAUUAUUAGCAAUGUCAAAUACGAGACCAGUAAUGGAGAUGAUGAGGGUUGUGGCAGAGUUGGCUUCGACUCCAUUGUUAAUGCUCAAACCACCAGCUACAAUGUCAAUGCCAUCCCCCAAAAUGGAGGUACCAGAGCAAGUUUCCAUCUUUCCAAUACUGGGUCGUCUUCUUCAUCGUGA
Prunus armeniaca (apricot) is the source of this 1044-nucleotide messenger RNA. Lineage: Eukaryota; Viridiplantae; Streptophyta; Magnoliopsida; Rosales; Rosaceae. The record is from the annotation of a GenBank genome assembly.